This is a messenger RNA of Callithrix jacchus (white-tufted-ear marmoset), 984 nucleotides long. It is a transcript of the gene NUDT16, whose product is annotated as nudix hydrolase 16. Gene Ontology annotation, biological process: sno(s)RNA catabolic process; mRNA catabolic process. Gene Ontology annotation, cellular component: nucleus. Gene Ontology annotation, molecular function: phosphodiesterase decapping endonuclease activity; snoRNA binding. Lineage: Eukaryota; Metazoa; Chordata; Mammalia; Primates; Cebidae. The record is from RefSeq and is marked validated.
GGCCUUGUGGCACCGCCCAGGCUCGGAUUAGUAGGAGGUGAGAUCCGCCUCUCUGCCCACGUGGGCCUUCCGGACUGCGGAGGAGCAGUGUCCGGCCAUGGCUGGGUUUCGCAGGCUAGAGCUGGCCGAGGCCCUGGAGCUGGGGCCUGGCUGGCGUCAUGCGUGCCACGCUCUGCUCUACGCGCCGGAUCCUGGGAUGCUCUUCGGCCGCAUCCCGCUGCGCUACGCCGUACUGAUGCAGAUGCGCUUCGAUGGACGCCUGGGCUUCCCCGGAGGAUUCGUGGACACGCAGGACAACAGCCUAGAGGAAGGGCUGAACCGCGAGCUGCGCGAGGAGCUGGGCGAGGCUGCGGCCGCCUUCCGCGUAGAGCGCACUGACUACCGCAGCUCCCACGCCGGGUCAGGGCCGCGCGUUGUGGCCCACUUCUACGCCAAGUGUCUGACGCUUGAGCAGCUGUUGGCUGUGGAGGCCGGCGCUACACGCGCCAAGGACCACGGGCUGGAGGUGCUGGGCCUGGUGCGAGUGCCCCUGUAUACCCUGCGGGAUGGUGUGGGAGGCCUGCCUACCUUCCUGGAGAAUUCCUUUAUUGGCUCUGCCCGGGAGCAGUUACUGGAAGCUCUCCAGGACUUGGGACUGCUACAGUCUGGCUCGAUCUCAGGCCUUAAGAUUCCAGCUCGUCACUAGAGGCAGUCCUCCAUGGACCCAUGGAAACUGAGAUGAGGACCUUGGUACUAGGGAGGGAGGGAAGGAUGGGGGAAUGUUUUCUUAUUGGACCUGAGAGAUGAUACAUGAUGCCAGAUUAAAAGAAGAAGUGUGUACCAUAUGUUUUGAGCAGAGGACCCUCCAACUCAUGGCACCAGGGACAAAAAUCCACAGCUCAUCCCAGGUACCCUGGCAGCUUCUCAGAGCCUGCCUCCUCCCUGUAUAUAUGCAUAUAGCCUGGUAACCCCCAGGCAUGCAAAUAUACAAUCUGUAACAACACA